UCGGACCAAUUGGAAGAGCGCGGCGACGCGGGCAGCGCAGUCGGCGGCGGCAGAGCGAUCGGCAAGGAAAUCAACAACAAAAGCCAAUCUCGUCUCAAUUUUAUUUGCGUGCUUUUUGUUUCAGUGAAAAGUGAAGGCGCAGCCGCAGCAGCCCGCGUUGCUCGCGGUCCCACGAAUCUGUUGCUAUUUCAAUUGUGCAAGUGCGGUCCGGGUUUUUCGUUUUUUUUCGUUUUUUUUUCGUUUUUUUCGUUUUUUCGGGCUUGUGCGCGUUGUCCCAAUUGGAAGAAAAUCAGGGGAAAAUCAAACAAAUGAAAUAAAUGGGGCAAUAAGUAGUGAACAAGUGCAGUGGCGGAGAGGGAGCCGAAUUAAAUGUGUCAAAGCGGACUGAGUUCCAAAGUCAGUGAAAGAGCCGAGAAAACAAGAAGCUCCGAAAGAAGCAGUCGAAACCCAAGCAACGCGACGCACGCGUGUCCAACUGCCUCUUCCUCUUCCUCUGCGCGUUCUACACACGCGCGGCGCCCAUGUGUGGGUGGUGUAUCUGUGAUCUUGUGCAUUCGUAGACUGCCGCUCAUCUUUAUCUCUGAAAUCCCGCCAUCCCAAUGUUCUCGGCGGCCAAUGGCAAAAUCAAGCUGGACCCGGACGACGCCGAGCUGGCGACGUCGCCGCUGCGCUGCCUGCUCAACGGCCCCUUCCGCGACCUGCACUUCCACGCCGGCGACCACCGACUGAUCCCCGUCCACGACGUCGUCUUCCUCGACGACUUCGAGCACGCCGUGAAGCCUUUGAUCUACCGCCCCGUGACGUCAGAGGUCGCCGCCUCCGCCGACGCCGCGCCGGCAGAGGAGCCGCAGCGCAGCCUCGUCCCAAUCAGCAGUGAUACGUGAGUACAGCCAACAUUUUUACGAACCUGCCGUUUAAUAGCCCGAAAACAAAAGGCGGCUAACGAAAAUAUAUGCGCACGUACAUAAAACCACAAACAUGCACAUUACACCAGGUAUUUACCAUCCCGACAAGAUUAAUGCAGUUUAAUGCGUUUGUGAUACGCGUUUUACUUGCCAACUUUAUUGCCGGACUUAACGACUUAAAAAUCCAAUGUGGACUGGCGAACGGAAAAAGCGAGUUGACCAUCGGGCUAUUCCCUUUUUGCGGGUGAUUAAUAAAGCAUUACGCGAAUCGGUGGGGACUUAGUGAUUAUCAAAUUGAAACUAAAAUUGAAUUAAGUGGAUAACAGCGCAAAAGUGUGUGCUUAAACUGCAGCAGUGUAUGAAUAAAUUAUCCCGAGGAGCGAGCAAAACGAGUUGCAGUAUUACAAAUUUAAUGUGAAUAAUAUGAUUGAUUUCCAAAGCUUCCCUCGCAUAAAAAUAUUCCUAAUUACUUUAUAAUCGAAAUGAAAACAGCUUGUAUGUAUCAUUUCUCGUACAUCAUUUUUUUGGCGAUAAAUAGCUUUGAAUUAUGGCGACUCGCAGUUGCUUGGUGCUUCGAAUGCCACUUUAAACAUUUUCAAUGUCGCAGGCAAACAAUCCCAUUUGUCCUUGCUCGCCUGUUUUUGCUCCAUUUCCAUUUGCAGCCCCCAGCUCUCAGCCUUCCACUUUCUCCGUUCGCCUUUCUCCACCCAGCGUAAUCGCACGCAUCGGUCGGACAUGUAUUCGUUUUGACAACCUUCCCACCUGGCACGACGUUUUGUCUGUCAACCAUUGUAAUCAUAUUUCCAGCAGCAGUUAACCGGGGGAUGAAAGCGAAAGGAAAGUGCGGAAAGCGGGGAGAAAGCACGUUUUGUGCCGCAAGCAAAUUUAGCACGACACAAUCCGAGGUGCGACUA
Drosophila biarmipes is the source of this 1819-nucleotide messenger RNA. Its product is annotated as TRAF3-interacting protein 1-like. The transcript is spliced from 3 exons. The record is from RefSeq and is a predicted model, not a curated record. Lineage: Eukaryota; Metazoa; Arthropoda; Insecta; Diptera; Drosophilidae. Bases 600 to 884 code for a protein of 94 amino acids.